AUGAUACGAGAAGCUACCACAAACCGCAGCUCGAGGAGCAAGGCUGCCGGGUGCACGGCGACCGACAAAUCUGCAUCUGCUAUAGUCAUGAUUACUAUGCAUCUAACCACGUCAGUCGCUCUACUAGCGGUUGUAUUUCUGGGAUUGCCAGAAAGUUCUUUUGAGUGCGCCACCAACGGUCUCUGCGGCUACCAACCCGGCUGCGGUGCCUACCAACCACAAGCCCAACCAGCUUGCGGAUGCCAACGUAGCUACGGAUGCGGAUCGUACGGAUGUUACAGACUGAGAGCACGCGGAGCCAAAAGCUACCAACCAAAACGUGGACGCAGUCGAGUGACAGUGUCAGGAAGUGCAUCUGAAGAGAUUGACAGAGAGGUGUUGAGACAGCGGAUGGCUAUGGAACGUGUCCGUAGAAAGGAGAGACUCACCGAGUCUGAGGAAAUCCAGUUGAUGUCUCCAUCAAUGGCUAGAAAUCGAGAUUCGGAAGAGCCAAUUAACCCAGACCGUGCUUUCUACGAGUGCUGUAUCGACCGCAAGCUCCCAGACGCCUGUCUCUCGAAGUGCUCAUUCGGAGCAUUUACCAAGUCAUCCCUCCAAGCAAUGUACUUUAAGCAAGACCCAUGUCCACUUGAUGCAAUGAAGGAGAUGCAGUUCUGUGCUGCUCAGGGAAGAGACCAUCGCGCCUGCUGUGCUCGUAACGGUGUCACCACCACUAUCGCCGGUCAAAAAUGCCUCUCAUUCUGCGACCAACGUCUCGGACACCCACAACAACUCGAUAUGUCCUAUGUACCAUGUUUUGACAGAUUCGAAUCGAUGAAGUCGUGCUUCUGGCAUGACAUGACCAGAUAUUAUAGACGUGUGUAG
Molecule: messenger RNA, 864 nt
Organism: Caenorhabditis remanei
Lineage: Eukaryota; Metazoa; Nematoda; Chromadorea; Rhabditida; Rhabditidae
Exons: 6
Coding region: 1-864 (287 amino acids)
Source: RefSeq, a predicted model, not a curated record